Messenger RNA from Salpingoeca rosetta, 1800 nucleotides. RefSeq lists its product as uncharacterized. The record is from RefSeq and is a predicted model, not a curated record. Lineage: Eukaryota; Choanoflagellata; Craspedida; Salpingoecidae. The transcript has 2 exons. The coding region runs from base 1 to 1800 and encodes 599 amino acids.
AUGGAAGAGGGCAACGAAAGCGGCAGCAGCGAUGAUGUGGGUGCUGCGCAUGCACGUGGUGACAGCGACACCGAGGACCACAGCGUGGUUGAAGCCACCGCAGACGCUGAGGAGGACAGUGGGGAUGGAUCGCCCGCGAGGAAGCGACACAAGGCCAGCGACAAGAAGAAGAAGAAGCACAAGAAGCACAAGAAGAAGCACAGGAAAAAGCACAAGAAGCACAAGACGAAGCACACGACGAAGCAGCACGACACUGCAGACGGAGUAGGCCAGGAAGAAGACAGUGCACAGGAGCAAGGUGAAGCUGUGGCUGUGCAGCAAGGAAACAGUGUUGUGGAAGAUGUAGAGCUCAUGCAAGAGGCGGUGGUACAAGAAGAGGCUGCCGAAGAAGAGGUGGUACAAGUUGAGGCCUUUCAGGAAGCCGCGUUGGCUGCAGCAGAUGUGCAGGAAGAUGAAGAGGAUAUGCAGGAAGUGGCAGGCAGUAUGGCUGCGGCAAGUGAGGAACACAGAGUGGCGCGUGGUGGUGAAAGGCGGGAUGACCAGCCUGAUGAUGAGGAGGAGGAGGAAGAAGUGGUGGCGGAGGAGGAGGAAGAAGAAGAAGAAGAAAUGGGACGUGCUUCGGGUGCAAUGGUGGUGGAGAGAAAGCGUCGUGAGAUCAGCACACUGUCGUCCUCUUCUCUCGACUCAGCACAACCUUCUUCAUCCUCAAGCUCUCGCACGCGACGUGCGUCAUCGUCUUCGAGAGGACGGGGACCAGCUUCCUCCUCCGCGUCUACAAGCACAACUGCAAGCGGAGCCGCUGGUGCCUCGUCCACAUCUGCAUCUACAGCACAGACAGAAUCGACGCGGAGCAAGCGGCAGUACACCCCGCCCCCGCCCACGCGAGUCCGGCCUCCAAAGCCCAGCAAGAAGAAGGAAGAAGAAGAAGAGGAAGAUGAUGAGUAUGCCGAAGUCAUCCAAUCGUCUGACGAUGAGAAGGCCGGCCGUUUCGUGCCUGGCCUCAAGAUGCCACGCAUCCCAAAGGACUCUUCGUUCUACCAGGACCUGCCCGACCUCCCGCCUCCACCUCGAGACCUGAAGGAUGCCAUUUUUGGGAGCUUGAACAUGAUGCUUGAAGGCACGACGAUUCGAAUGUCCAGGCCAAUGCUGCCGCAGGCGACAGUCGAGGCCAUUGCACUCAUGACACAGGAACUGAUCCGGGACAAGUUCUUGCCAGACGAACUGCCGGAUGCACGACAACCCAAUUCGCUGUCCGCGUGGAGGGCAGAGGAGAGGAAACGCAAGCAGGAGGCAGAGCGAAGGCGAGUGGAAGCAGCGAGGCGAUUACAGGCACUGCGCAGGAUGCAGGAAGCAGAAACAUCUGGCGAGGAGGAUGACGAAGACGGCUGGGAAGACGAGGAGGACGAGGACGAGGCAGGUGUGGUGGUGAAUAGGGCAGAAGAGAAGACAACCGUUGAACAAGAAGACGAACGGGAUGGCACCGCACGCAGAGUAGGAGACGAGGAACAACAACAAGAGACAAGGAAGCAAGGGGUCAAGGGAGAACUAGCGGAGGAAGAAGGACAAGAGGAACAAGAAGGAGAAGAAGAUGAAGAAGAAGAAGAUGAAGAUGAAGAACAACAACAACAACAACAACAACAACAACGACAACAACAACAACGACAACAACCACAACAACGACAACAACAACAACGACAACAACAACAACGACAACAACCACAACAACCACAACAACAACAACGACAACAACAGGAACAAGAUGUAAAAUCAGAGCGAGGUGAACACAAGGAAGAAAGCUGA